This is a messenger RNA of Phialemonium atrogriseum, 1581 nucleotides long. Its product is annotated as S-adenosyl-L-methionine-dependent methyltransferase. NCBI's taxonomy places the organism in Eukaryota, Fungi, Ascomycota, Sordariomycetes, Cephalothecales, Cephalothecaceae. The transcript has 4 exons. Gene Ontology annotation, molecular function: S-adenosylmethionine-dependent methyltransferase activity. The record is from RefSeq and is a predicted model, not a curated record. The coding region runs from base 271 to 1272 and encodes 333 amino acids. Gene Ontology annotation, biological process: methylation.
GGUUCCACGUUAAAGCUCGUCGGGCGGUGAGCUAUGAACUACCUCGACCCCCGCCUCUUGACAGGAAGCCGGGGUUCAAGGUGUCAUUGUACAGAAUGGAUGACAAAGGAGGGCGGCAUUCCUUGGGGAGGCUUCCGAUCUGCAGUAGCUAGCGAUUUCCAAAAAAAACCUUCAUUCCUCCUGUGUAUUCGUCUCAUUUACGGAUACCUUGAGAUAAACCUCCCGACGAACACCUGAGGUACAGUGCCAAGCGAAAAGCGACACAUCAAGAUGACAACCAGCUUGACUCCCUCUCCAACGGGCGAGACCACAGAACUCAGCAAGCAAUAUGACACUCCUAUGGGCCUUGGCCACACCACCAUGCAGGCCCUCAAGGACCGCAUAAAGCUGCACUACGACCUUGCCAGCGAUUAUUACCUAAGCUUAUGGGGUGAACACAUUCACCAUGGAUAUUGGCCCACGGAUGAGUCCAAGGCCAGAGACUCCAAGGAAGUAGCUCAGAUCAGCUUGAUCCGCCUUCUGCUGGACUUGUCUCAGAUAUCAUCAGGGAGCAAGGUCCUCGAUGUCGGCUGCGGCAUAGGUGGCACUUCGCGGUAUCUCGCCUCCCAGUUGGGAUGCUCUGUAACUGGCUUAACCAUCUCGACCAAGCAGGUUGAGAUAGCAAAACGCCUCACCAAGGCAGAGGCAAGCAAAGAGACACCCGAAGGCGGGACCGUUGCUACUGAAGAUGCAGACGGAUUUCUCAAGCUCGGCAAGGGAAAGAUCAGGUUCAUCGAAUUAGAUGCCGAGAAGAUGGGAGACGUCUUCGAGGGCGAUUCGGGUACCUUUGAUGCUGUGUGGAUUAGCGAGGCUCUAAGCCACUUCCCAGACAAGGCAUUGUUCUUCCAGAAUGCCUACAAGGUUCUGAAAACUGGAGGGAAACUGGCUGUUGCCGAUUGGUUCAAGGCAGACACUCUCGGGCAGAAGGAGUUUGACAGCGAUAUCAAGCCGAUCGAAGAUGGAAUGCUCCUACCUCCUCUCUGCACCCAGGCAGGAUACACCCAACUUGCCACCGCCGCCGGCUUGGAAGAGUUUGGGCUGCCCAAAGAUAUCAGUAAAGAUGUGAGCAAGACUUGGGAUAUUUCCUGGUCCCUUGUCCAGAAUCCGUCUCUAUGGGCGUUCGCACUCAGCCAAGGCCGGGACGGCAUUGCUUUCCUACAGGCAUUCCGGGCCAUGAGGAGAGGCUAUUCGAACGGCAGUUUCAGGUAUGCUGUCAUGGCAUUCCAGAAAUAGGCCCCCGCAAAGUCGAGUCCGAGUCCGCGAACAGGGUGUCAUGCCGUAACUGCUAGAUGGUCCUGGUUGAGGAUGCGACGAACCCAGAAGACCCUAGAUGUCCAGCUUCGUUCUGUUAUACAUUUCUGGGAAAGGACGAUGAACGGGUUGAUAAUGUCUUUAAUGAUCAGAAUCUUGAUCUCCCAGAUAAUCUCGCAAUGCCUUUCAUAGUAGAGGGCUUCGCCGAGUACCAAUACGAGAUGUAGCCUAGAUUUAUGGUACUUCCAUUUGCAUCCCAUUCUUUUGGCCCAGUUGAAAGAUAUCAGGCUU